AUGCCUUUUCUCCGUCGGCGUGGCAAUGGAUCCGGUGAUCAAGAAUUGCGCCGCCAGAACACCGUCAGCCGUAUCUUCGACCGCUCUGAGCCUGGCCUUCCUCCCGCCAACCAUCUCGCCGCUCCUGCUAUCCAAGAGAAUGAACAGAUAGUCCAGACCCGGGCGGCGUCUAUGAGCCAACGACCCGACACUCCUCCAAUCCAAGAACAAACGAGCAAGCACAAGAGGUUCUCAGUAUUGAGGUUUCGCAAUGCAUCUGACUCGCAGCUUUCUCUGCGGGCCAAGCAGCAGGCCGAAAACCCACCUCCACCUGUCCCUCGUCGUCCCCCGGAGAUCAUUACCACAGCCCCAACUGGCGAGUUUGUCGGCCCGAGGAAGAAAUCGUCACGUUUGAGUCUUGCUGCGAAGCUUCGGAUUUCUCACGAUUCUCCACGGCAUUCAACCCUCAAUGGCCCCCCAGCGUCGCGAAGCUUCGUCGAUACUAUCGGUGCUGAGCGUCGGCGCCUAUCUCUCGCUCCCUUGGAGGAGCCAGGCUCUCCUCGAUCGUCAUUGCAGCAUAACCACACUUUCAAUGGCACAAUGGGGGCUCCGGGACCAUGGGCACAUCGGCAGUCCGAGUCUUCCAGGUCUGAUCUCAGCUCUGGUGACCGUGUCUCACAAUCCAGUCCUGCUACUACGCCAAAGAAAUCGCCAACAUCCAGCACGCUUUUCAAGUCAUUCAGGAGGUCAAAGAAGCAGCCUGAGCCAAUGUUUCCUAUUUCGCAUCUUCCGCAAAAGGACAAGACGCCACAGCCUGGGUCUUCGUCCGUGAGCCUCACUAACACGCCAAGGCCUGCCUCAGUACAGAGUGGCCGUAUUUCUCGCGGUCAAAAUGAACGUCCAGUCCAUUUCUCUCCGACAACCCCGGCCCCGGCUACAGCACUCUUCGCUCCCGGCGGAGCCUCUCGGUCGGGGCAGUCUUCCCCUACACGACCCAAUUACUUGAGAGAAAGAUCGUCUACAAUGAGUUCCGCGGGACGGGACUCGACUGAAGACCACCAUCUCACCCCUGCAACACGAACAUCGUCCUCUACUGGCAGGAAAAGCUUCGGCGAUCUUCUUGGCCUCGGCCGGCUCAGACAAAAUUCCGAGCUUGGCCGCCAAGGAACGCUCACACCGGCCACCCCGGGCUCGUCUGCGUCGAAAAGCAAUUCGCUGCAGCUUGCUAGAGAUACCAUUCCUCUUCCGGAGCGAUAUAAUGAAGAAUCCCCCGCGAAGUACUUGGCACGCGUAGAAAUGGUUAUGAACAGAGGUUCUAUCGCCGCCGCACUCUCCAAAGCUUCCGAUUCAUUCUCUGCGGCUGUCCUACGAAGCUACAUGAGAAGCUUCAGCUUCUUCGGUGAUCCUAUGGACAUGGCUCUCCGGAAGCUUCUUAUGGAGGCCGAGCUACCAAGAGAGACACAGCAAAUAGAUCGGUGCCUGCAGGCUUUCGCGAAUCGCUACCACGAGUGCAACCCUGGAAUCUAUUCAUCGCCAGACCAGGCUUAUUUCAUCGCCUUCUCCCUUCUUAUCCUUCACACCGACGUCUUUAACAAGAAUAACAAGUACAAGAUGCAGAAGGCGGACUAUCUGAAGAACACGAACGGCGAAGGCAUCUUUGACGAAAUCUUAGAGUGCUUUUACGACAACAUUUCUUAUACCCCAUUCAUUCACGUUGAAGACGAGCUUGACCUACCUCUCGAACGGGCUUCGAAAUCGAGGACGAAACAAUUGCUAGUAGCCAAUGACCCCGCGAAGCGUGCUGCAAAGGAGCCCAUUGAUCCUUACACUCUCAUCAUUGACGGAAACCUCGAUGCAUUACGACCUAACCUAAAAGAUGUGAUGCUUCUUGAAGAGCAUUAUAAUUAUCUAGGCUCCGCGACGAGCCUCAACAUGAAGGAUUUACAAAAAACCUUUUUCCGUACAGGCGUACUUCAGAUUGUCUCGGCUCGAUCACGCCCGGAUGCCUUCAUGUCCGAGAAGACUGCGACUAAUCCCAACGACGCUCAUCCCGGUAUUGUCGAUAUCAAGGUGACCAAAGUGGGCUUGCUCUGGAGGAAAGAUCCAAAAAAGCGCAAAACCCGUUCGCCCUGGCAAGAAUGGGGCGCUAUUCUCACUGGAGCUCAGCUAUAUUUCUUCCGCAACACCAGCUGGGUCAAAAACCUGAUGCACCAGUACGACAGUCACAUCAGGGCAGGGCAUGAUGGCAUCCCGGUCAUCUUCAAACCACCGCUAGAAGAAUUCAAGCCAGAUGCUCUCAUGUCUACUCAUGACGCGGUAGCGCUCCAUGAUUCCUCAUACAGAAAACACAAAAAUGCGUUCGUUUAUGUUAGAUCGGGCGGCCUGGAUGAGGUUCUUCUAGCUGAUACUGAAGACGAGAUGAAUGACUGGCUCGCAAAACUUAACUAUGCCGCAGCAUUUCGGACCACAGGCGUUCGCAUGAAGGGAGUGGUUGGGGGCCACUACGACGGCCAAGGGCGUCGAGGAAUUAGGAGACUCGACAGCACCGAAGGCACUCAACUAGUUGACACCCCCAGUGGUCAGGUGGCUAUCGCAAGAGGCCAAAUUGACCACAAGAUGGCCGAGGACAUUCAGUCGGCAAGACGCGAGUUCAUGCUGCAAAAGAUCGCCCAGAACGAUGAAAGCCUUGCUGAAUGUCAGAAGAAACUCGACGAUCAGUUGCGCAAUGCCCGUCACCUUCAGAUCCUGGCACCCAUUCAACCCAGGACAAGAGAACAAUUGCUAGAGGCUGCAGGUCGGAUCUCAGCGCAACUCAAGUGGACACGAACGGAGAUGUGGAGAGAAAAGUGCCAUCGAGACAUCCUUAAACUAGAUCUCGAGGAAGAUUCCGUUACAUCUCCUCCCGCCACGACUCCCAUCAAAUCUCAUAAACGCGAACCCUCGAACGACAGGCCAUCGACACCGACGCCAACGGGGAAAAGCGAGCCCCUAGCCAAUCAUCAAAACGGAUCUAACCAAGAGGUGAGCUCAACGGGAAGUGCCAAACUGGAUAGUCUGAAGAGCAAGGAAGAGCCCCUUCCCUCGCCUAUAAGCCAGGAAUUCCAGACACCGCCUCAGAGCGCAUCCUUGAAACCUGGGUCCCGCGACUCAUUCCUCCCAUUGUCGGAUCGAGCAAGCACCAGACAUGGGUCAGUUUCCAGUAUCGCCCCCUCCCCCGUGAAACGAGUUGCAAAUGGUGGCGACUCCGAAUCUCGUGAGACCGAGGACACAAAUCAUAAAAGGAAAACCAGCCACGGUCGAGACGACGUUGAUGCAGAGGAGCGAGAUCUCCUCGAACAGGCCGGCCUCCUUGACGCCAAAUCCGGCAAUACAAAUUCAGAGACCCUCGGUUUGGAGGGUAUCGAGAAUGGCGAAAAAUCCAAGGCUCGGAGAAGCUUACACAAAACCCUCAGAGACAGCGCUGGGCACCUUGGGCAUCAUAGAAGCAGGAGAGGAAAGGAAGGCAACCCCACCACUCCACCGGACGCCGCAUCUUCAGAGAGCACACUACCAAGAGGGGCUGGGAGUUUUACGGUCCAUGGCAAGAAGGCCUCUGUUAUCAAUUUCGGGACUGGGCUGGCAGGAAUAGCCGCAGAUGAAACGCUGCGCACUCGCAAGCCAUCUGUGUCCCAGGACCCGCCCGUUUCCCCUGCUUUUAGCAGUGGAGGGGAGGACGAUGACUUUUAUUCUAUCGCCGAUGAACUUGAGGAUCAGCAAGAUUCGCACGAUAGGAGAGAGUCGGCCGCCAGUGAGAGCACUGCUACGGCACGGAGCUUCCGUGAACUCCAUCGGAAAUACUCCACCGCCCGGGCAGCUAGAAGCGUCUCGAGCGGCGGACGGCUGGCAGUUCCUUCAGAUGGCGAGAGCGAGGUUGCGGUUAGCUUUUCUGAAGGCCGGAGGUCUCCACUGCCUCCCAUUGACCCUGACGAGACUGAGGACGAAGAUUCUUCAGUCAUCCAGGAGGAGCAACGAUCUGAAGACGCUGUACCGACCGGAAAAGAGUAA
Messenger RNA from Clonostachys rhizophaga, 4023 nucleotides. The record is from the annotation of a GenBank genome assembly. Lineage: Eukaryota; Fungi; Ascomycota; Sordariomycetes; Hypocreales; Bionectriaceae.